AACACAUUCUCUCCACUACCCCGGAUUCUAUUCAAUACAGCCCAGGAAUCUCAGAUAUUGGUCUCCUCGCUUCUGACGUAUCCUUCAGCCACCGCUCUAAUUGCUACAUGCAGAAAGCUUCCAGGCGGUCGACUCGGUCGCGAAUAUCCAAGGCUUGCGACCGUUGUCGUCGACAGAAGCUCAAGUGUGACUCAGUUCGUCCGUGUGUACUAUGCACUCGUGCUGGUCACAAAUGCGAGACAACCACUGCAUCAUGUCGUCGUGUUUCUGAAUAUCAGGCACCGGCCACCCCAGCGGCUUCCGCCGGAUCUGAUACACCGCAGGCCUUACCGAGAAGAGCGUCCGAGGACCUUCAACAAUAUGCAACUGGUACUUCGGCGAUUGGUUUUGCCAGGCAGGUUUAUAACGAGGAGGAGACAGGCCGGACCUUGACUGAAGCUGCUGUGCCGGGUGAUGUUGGCAUGGUGGGUGCUGAUAACUCACUAUGGGGUCUGAAAGAGACACCCAUGCCCCCAACGACUGUGAUGCUUGCAUUGAUCAACGCCUACUUUGAUCGAAUGCAGUGGUUUAUUUUGGUACUCCACGAGCCGUCAUUUAGAGAAAUGGCCCAGCCAAUCAUCUGUCAGCAUCAAUGGCAACGCCGGGAUCUUGGUGCGGUCAUGACGGUGCUUGCUGUCGCUGUCAUCAGCUUACAAUCAGUCCUCCCUGACGCAGAUUGGCCUGGUCAUAUUCUUCUAUCCAGGCACUCAAUUGAUGCCCAGGAUUUGCUGAGCAAAUUUCUGACAGAGAUUCGUUCCCGUGUGCUUGACAUCUUGGAGGACCGCCGUAUAGAAGGGGUGCAAGUCUGUCUUCUACUCUGUUGCUAUUACAUGUUCCACAGCUCUCCAAAUAUGGCCUGGACCACGUGUGGCAUGGCUUUCAGAGCUGCGUAUGCUCUCAAUCUUCAAGAAACAAGCACAUCGUCGCUGCCUUCUAUCGCUAAUGAGACACGCUCUCGUUGCUGGAACCAGAUCAUCAUUUCGGAUACAUUUUGCUCGAUUCUCUAUGGGCGCCCUGCUUCUCUGCCUUCGGCCAACGUUCGUCAUCUACAGCUCGUCGACGACCUGGUCUUUGACCACUCCCUGCUAAGUAAUCUAUCAGUGGAGAAUAGCGACGGAAUAACGUCGCGCGCCCCAUUUCACGUCUUAAAGACAGAUGUGUAUGCGAUCGCUCGCGAAAUUCUUAUCCGCUUCCGUCGACUUGACCUGACAUCUGGAAUAGAGGAACAGAACUUGGAAGCUAUCAUUCGUAUUACCGAGGAGUCGAACGCUCUUCUCACUGACUGGUGGAAAGCCGUCCCGAAAUUAUAUGACUUUGACUAUUGGAAAGCAGAUGGUCGCUGGGAGACCGUUGAAGGGCAGCUGCAAACGCUUCCGCCUCAAGCAAGGCAGCAGGUGGAGACAAUCUAUCUACAGGCUGCUGUUCUUCAAUUGACGUACGAUGGCAUGGUCAUACAAGCAAAUAGACCGCUUUUGGAGCGAAGAAUCAACAGGCUAACAUCUUCGCGGGCGAUCAUGGAUGCGAUGCAUAGGGCGCUAGACCGAGCCACAGCUGCUGCCCUUCGCAUAUCUCGCGUGCCAGUUCACACAUUAAAGAAUCACUUCGCUAUAGCAGUUGUAUCCAUGACAAAAUUUACUGCUGGUGUGAUACUCUGCAUACCUCCAACUGUGAAACCUUUAACGGCCACCGCUCACGAGGCAAAGGAUGGGGUGGUAAGAAUAAUUCGCGCUAGUCGAAGUCUCAAGAGCCAUGAUCGAAUAGCAAGGCAAACUGAACAGCUUCUGACGGAGCUGCUGAAAGUUACCACUCAGCGCGAGAUAACACAUGCCUUGGCUGAUAAUAUCGAAACACAUUGCCCUUCUGAUACGCGAUUAACUGGUUCUGGGGUGGACGGCCCUUCGAAUGACUCCUUGAGUGCCGGGCGCUCCAGGACAAUUCACGGACCCGCAGCGCAGGCCGCUGUAGACCCUGUCCAAGGUUCCUGGGACACAGACUAUAAUGCGCCCCCUGCCGUAAUGGGACCAUAUGAUUUCCUCCCUGCCCAGGCCUUCCAACAGCUGGACGAUACAUUUGGUGCAUUUGGAGAAUCCAUGUUUAACUUGGUCCCUGAUGAUCAAAACAGUACGUGGAACUGGGGCCGAACAUUUCCCUAGUCAAAAGAGCGGGAGGGAGUCAAUGUGAUCUGUACAGCCUUGUAGCUCGUUGAUAUCUCCUGAGGCCAAGCUAAAGUCUAGAGAGGAAGGUGGAAGGGCAAGCAUCGCGAUAGUUGAACUGCUAUUUAGUAUGCUCACAUGUAUCCACAUAGAAUGCUUAUGUCCACAGUAGCAACAAUGUCCGCGGCGUUCAAUGGUAUGUGGCAAGCCGCCGGAUAAUAGGGGUCACGGGAUCCAUGGGUUGGUGUGAUAGUUCCGGUGGCUGUCUUUCCGGUGGAGAUAACGGCGGUGAUCACCAAAACUCCUGAGCCCGGAAUACUCGGACUCCGCAUCGUCAAGUUUCUAUUUCACAACAGCCAUUCGACUACUUAGAAGACGCAUGAGACAAUUUCGCUCGAUCAAUAUGCUUAAAGAAUGGUUUCUCAAAGCUCAAUGG
Molecule: messenger RNA, 2628 nt
Organism: Aspergillus piperis CBS 112811
Lineage: Eukaryota; Fungi; Ascomycota; Eurotiomycetes; Eurotiales; Aspergillaceae
Product: Zn(II)2Cys6 transcription factor
Exons: 3
Coding region: 108-2192 (694 amino acids)
Biological process (GO): DNA-templated transcription; positive regulation of transcription from RNA polymerase II promoter by galactose
Cellular component (GO): nucleus
Molecular function (GO): DNA-binding transcription factor activity, RNA polymerase II-specific; RNA polymerase II cis-regulatory region sequence-specific DNA binding; zinc ion binding
Source: RefSeq, a predicted model, not a curated record